Molecule: messenger RNA, 2360 nt
Organism: Penicilliopsis zonata CBS 506.65
Lineage: Eukaryota; Fungi; Ascomycota; Eurotiomycetes; Eurotiales; Aspergillaceae
Exons: 7
Coding region: 465-2360 (631 amino acids)
Molecular function (GO): hydrolase activity, acting on ester bonds
Source: RefSeq, a predicted model, not a curated record
UAUCGACGAAGGGGCGGUGAAGAUCUUCAGUCUGGUUGCUGUUCUGGUGGUGGUGUUCGUCCAGCGAGCAGCACGCGUCCCUCCACGUGCCUCGACCUCUGCGAUCCUUCUUCCUUCUGAAUUCCUUUACUCCUUCCACGUCCCCCUCUCGGUACUAAAAUACGACUACGACUACGAAGAUAAUAUCCAAACAGACAGACAGAAGAUAGGUAAAAAUGUCUCUGUGGACGGAAUUUGGUUCAGGUGGUCGCCUUCCGGCCGGAGUACCUGCCGUUUAUGUUUAUUCCUUGGAAUGUGUCGAGUCUGAUCUGCGAAGUGCAACACGUGGAUUCUGAGAGGAAAGACGUGGUUGGGACGGACGGGUUUAUAAAUGGCACCUGCUGCAAGGGGGCUGAUCUCUUUAUUUGAUUGACAAAAAACGGAUUGCCUUUUGCUUGUCACCUCGUUCUCUCUAGUUUCUCGCCAUGGCGGUGUUCUCUGGAAUCGCCCUGGGGCUGCUCCUGGUCAGUAAGCCAGCUGCUGCAGGCUCGUUGAGGGAUAUCAAGCAUGUGGUUCUUUUUAUGCAGGAGAACCGGUCGUGGAAUAGCUAUUUUGGAACCAUGGCUGGUGUUCGAGGCUUCAAUGACCCGAAUGUGCAGGUGAAUGAAGACGGACAGGCGGUUUGGUAUCAAGAGGUCGACUCGGCGCUGUCCAACAAGACCAACUCUCUGCUUCCGUGGUAUCUGGGGUACAAGGGAGGGAACACCACCGACGCGAUUCAAUGUAUGGUGGCAGGAGACAACGGCUAUACCGACAACCAGGCUGCUCUCAAUCAUGGUCUGAACAACCACUGGGCCCGGAAUAACACUCCCUGGAGUUGGGGGUACCUUAAACGUAACGACAUUCCUGUCCAGUUUGCCAUCGCAGAAGGCUGGACAAGUGGUGAUAUGUAUCAGGAAGGACAAAUCACCUCGACAAACCCGAACCGCGUCACUUUGGUGAGCGGUUCAGUCAAUGUUCCUGGUAGCCCCCAGUCCCCGGACCAAGGCGGCGUCUAUAUCGACAACAAUGAGACCCCAGGCUGCGAGAUGCCUCACGUCAGCUGCUAUCCCCUCAAGUGGAAGACAAUCUUCGAGUUCUAUGAAGAAGCCGGGGUCUCCUGGCAGGUGUAUCAGGACACGGAUAACUUUGAUGACAAUCCCCUUGCAUGGUUUGAACAAUACCAGAAUGCCUCCUCGACGUCGCCUCUCCAUCGCAAAGGCAUGACCUACCCGGGACUCGAGGCCUUCUAUGGGGCUGCCGCGAACGGUACCCUGCCUGAAAUCAGCUUCAUUGUCGGGCCUGCUGAGUUGUCGGAACACCCACCGUACAUGCCCAAGGACGGGGCCUGGCUGCAAAAGAAGGUUGUCGAUGCUGUUGUCAACAGCCCGGACUACUCUUCAACUCUAUUGAUGAUUAGCUACGAUGAGUCUGGCGGUUUUGGAGACCAUGUCACUCCUUUCCACUCCCCCAGGAACACUCCAGGUGACUGGAUGGAGGAUCCAUAUGGCCUCUUUGGCGACAUUUUUGUCGGCCCUGGCUUUCGAUUGCCAUUCUACAUGAUUUCGCCCUGGACUCGCGGGAACCGCGUCUUCACCGAGAGAGCGGACCACAACUCGCAGAUUCUCUUCCUCGAAGAAUGGCUGACUGCCAGAGGCUAUCAGAAUAUCAAGACCGAUCAGAUGGUCGCUUGGCGCCGUGAACACAUGUCUAACCUUGUCAAUGCCCUUGAUCUGGACCAUCCUGACUACAGUAUCCCCUACAUCCCUGAAGCCGAGACGCCUGCCACCGAUUCUUCUGGAGCCUGGGUGGGAACCGCGCGCUGCGAGGCCACAUACGCCAACCCUCGCCCACCUGUACCCUAUGGCGAGCAGAGCAAUGUGUCGGAAGCACUUUGGUUUGAAGACGGUUUUAAGGAGUGUGUCGGCUACCUGACGGAAGGUCGCCACUUGGUCUUUGAGAUGUCCGGCUACGCUCUCACCAACACCGGCAACGCAUCGCGAGUGACGGCCAGCCCGGCAAGCUCAAACCAUGGCGCCAUUCAGCAGAGAUGGGUGAUUCACUAUUCGAGUGGCGAGGAAAGCGGGCUAUUCAAGGUCUCCAGCGCGAUCGACGGGAAAUGGCUGGGGCCCAAUGGUGCCCUGCUGCCCGCCAGCGCUGCCAUGCAGGCUGCUGAAGUGAAAUUUACAUUCCUGGGCAACGGUAAGGGAUAUUCGAUGCAGUAUGCCAAUUCGACGCACGGGUGGCUUGAGAUUGGGGCGUGGGGCGAUCUGGCCCUGAAUACCAAUAAUGGGCAACCACAGACUGGCUACAAAAUCUGGAGUGUCACUUAUCAUGACUAA